ACAGUGUCUAAUACGCAGUCGAGGUCGUAGGACAUAAAACAUGAAGCUGUUAUUUAUUAUCGUUUCACUUGCGGUAAUCGCGUUUGCCGAAAACAUAGAAGAGCGUGAAAUAGAUGAUACCGAAGCGGCAGCGACGAUAGAGCUGCUCCGAACGCCUAAGGAGUCAUUAGAAACAGCAGCCAGUGCUUACAACUACCUUCAGGAUGUUAACUCUUUCAAUUCCCAAAGGAACUAUUUCCCCCAGAACACAUUAACUCCUGAUACAAACAAAAAUUCUGCUCAAUACAAAUAUUAUGCACCUCCUUCGAGUAACUAUGUGCCACCAUCAAAUAAUUAUGUGCCACCAUCAAACAACUAUGUGCCGCCAACAAACAACUAUGUACCCCCCUCAAAUAAUUAUGUGCCCCCAACGAACAACUAUGUGCCACCGUCGAACAACUAUGUGCCGCCGUCGAACAACUACGUGCCCCCUAAUAACAACUAUGUGCCACCUCAGAAUAAUUACGUUCCACCUCAGAAUUACUACCCAUCGAGCACAUGGACUCCCCCUGCAAACAUCCCAUCCACUACUACCCCGACUUCGGUUAUCAAAAAUGAGCUGAGCUAUGGUGACAAUGGUAGUUAUAAAUACGAGUAUCAAAUUGCAGACGGCACACACGUCGGAGAAGAAGGCUAUUACACUGACCCAAAAGGUGCUGAUGAGAGCCUUGUAAAGAAAGGCUGGUAUUCUUACCCGGGUGAAGAUGGCAAGAUAUACACGGUUACUUAUUGGGCAGAUCACACCGGCUUCCAUGCGACAGGUGACCAUCUGCCUACCCCACCGCCUGUACCACCAGCGAUCCAAGCCGCCUUGGAUCAACAAGCGAAAGAAGAAGCGGCAAAAGCAGAGGCCGAGAAAAAUAAACCAUCAACAGGUUACUACCCUAACCAACCAGCCAAUUACCCCAACCAACCAACUUACUACCCCAACCAACAAUCUUCCUACCCCAACCAACAAUCUUCCUACCCCAACCAACAAACUUCAUACCCUAAUCAGCAAACUUACUACCCCAAUCAACAAAAUUACUACCCCAACCAACCUCAAUACGCUACCAGUCCGCCUUAUGGUAAAUAGUUAUCCGCUUAGCCAAUGACUGAACAAGUUGAUACUAUUUCGUUGUAUAGAAAAGUGUCAAGAAAUUUAUAUUUUUAGUAACGUAGAAUAAAUACUUCUACUUACUAAAUCUUGCCAUAAAUUAAUUUCUCGAUACUUUAAAUACUGAGCGCGAACAUUACCUCUUAAAUAAAAUAGUAAAAUGAGCGACCAUUUUGUUCAUGAAAUAGGUUUUGUGAACUCAAUGGCAGCUGGGAUUUGAAUGGUUGUGAAUUAAAUUUUAGAAACCGACAAUUACUUAAGUAUUAUAUCUACUAUAUUUACUUAGGGUAUAAUUUAGGUGAUUAACAAUAAAUGUGAUGAUUUUA
Molecule: messenger RNA, 1461 nt
Organism: Diatraea saccharalis (sugarcane borer)
Lineage: Eukaryota; Metazoa; Arthropoda; Insecta; Lepidoptera; Crambidae
Source: the annotation of a GenBank genome assembly